This is a messenger RNA of Eubalaena glacialis (North Atlantic right whale), 1621 nucleotides long. RefSeq names its product zinc finger protein 665-like. The record is from RefSeq and is a predicted model, not a curated record. Gene Ontology annotation, biological process: regulation of transcription by RNA polymerase II. Gene Ontology annotation, molecular function: RNA polymerase II cis-regulatory region sequence-specific DNA binding; DNA-binding transcription factor activity, RNA polymerase II-specific. NCBI's taxonomy places the organism in Eukaryota, Metazoa, Chordata, Mammalia, Artiodactyla, Balaenidae. The coding region runs from base 41 to 1549 and encodes 502 amino acids. The transcript is spliced from 2 exons.
AUGCCUGGACCCUACUCAGAAGGCCUUUUAUGUGGAUGUGAUGUUGGAGACCUACAGGAACCUGCUCUCCCUGGAUAUCUCUCAUAUACAUGUGGUCAAGAAAUUACAACCAAGAGCAAACAGUGAUAGAGGAGAAGUAUUCCAAACCGUGAUGUUGGAAAGACAGGAAAGCCAUGAAAUGAAACAUUUUUACUUCACGGAAAUCCAGGAAGAUGACUUUGGGUGUCAGUGGAAGGAUGAUGAAAGAAAUUACAAAGGGAUGUCUGUAGCCUGUAAGGAAAAUGUAACUCACAGAAGAGAUCGACAUGGUAGGUGGAAUUCAGGAAAGAAGCCCAUUGAAAAUAGACUUACAUUAAGCUUUCAGGAUGAACUGCAUGUAUUUAAGAACGAUAUUUACAAAUGUAAUGACUGUGGCAAAGCCUUUAAUCAUGGCUCAUCCCUCCGCAGACACCAGAUAAUCCAUACGGGAGAGAAGUUAUAUAAAUGUGGGGUAUGUGGCAAUGUUUUUCGUCUAAAGUCACACCUUAUAAGUCAUUGGACAACUCAUACUCGUGAGAAAACUUACAAAUGUAAUGACUGUGGCAAAAGCUUUAAUCAUGGCUCAUCCCUCCGUAGACAUCAGAUAAGCCAUACCGGAGAGAAACUGUAUAAAUGUGAUGUAUGUAGCAAAGUGUGUAGUCAGAAUUCCUCCCUUAAACGUCAUCAGAGGAUUCAUACCGGAGAGAGACCUUACCAAUGUAAUGAGUGUGGCAAAACCUUUAAUCGUGGUUCUCACCUCUCCACACAUGAGGUAAUCCAUACAGGAGUGAAAUUAUGUAAAUGUGACGUGUGUGGCAAAGUCUUUAGCCAAAAUUCAUGCCUUAGAAUCCAUCGGAGAAUUCAUAACGGAGAGAAACCUUACAAAUGUAAUGAGUGUGGUAAGGUCUUUCGUCAAAAUUCACAUCUUGGAAGACAUCAGAGAAUUCAUACCGGGGAAAAACCUUACAAAUGUAAAGAGUGUGGCAAGGUCUUUAAUCAAUAUUCAAAUCUUGCAAGUCAUCAGAGAAUUCAUACUGGAGAGAAACCUUACAACUGUAAUGUGUGUGGCAAGGUCUUCAGUCAAAAUUCAAAUCUUGUAAGUCAUCAGAGAAUUCACACGGGAGAGAAACCCUAUAAAUGUAACGAGUGUGGCAAAUUCUUUAAUCAAAAGGCAUACCUUACAAAGCAUCAGAGAGUUCAUAAUGAAGAGAAGUCUUACAAAUGUAAUGUGUGUGACAAGGUCUUCAAUCGAAAUUCAAAUCUUGAAAGUCAUCAGAGAAUUCAUACUGGAGAGAAACCUUACAAAUGUAAUGAGUGUGGCAGGUUCUUUUCUCAAAAGCCAAACCUUGGAAAGCAUCAGAGAGUUCAUACUGGAGAGAAGCCUUACAAAUGUAAUGAGUGUGGGAAGGUCUUCAGUCGAAAUUCACUUUUUGCAAUUCAUCAGAGAAUACAUAAUGUAGAGAAACCUUUCAACUUUAAUGAAGUUGAAAUGCCUUUACUCAGAUCUCAACCCUCACUAAAUAUCCGAUAAUUUAUAUGUGAGAGAAACCAUGUAAAUGUGACAUAUGUGGGAAGGUCUUCAUUCAAAAUUUACACCUUGCAA